AAAUCGAUGGAGGGCAAUUUUGAAGAACACCGACGGAAGGCCAAAUUGACGGUGGAGCAUAGCAAAAACGAUUUAGAAGGUUAGCUGAGUGGCCAUUGAUAGAUGUAUGUCAUCUUCCACCGUCCUUCUAUCCUUUCUCUGAUUUCUCUCAUAAAAUCAUGCACCCACAAAUCCCAAUUGCUCCAAAUCCAUGCCCACAUCAUCAGAACUUCUUCAAUACAAGACCCCAUUGUUUCCCUCCGCUUCUUGACUCGUACUGCCUCUGCCCCUUUUCGCGAUUUGGGCUAUUCUCGACGAUUCUUAGAUCUCCUGACUAACCCACUUGUUUCUCAUUACAAUGCGAUGUUGCGAGCUUACUCUGUGAGCCGUUCACCACUAGAAGGAUUGUACGUGUACAGAGACAUGGAGAGGCAAGGAGUUCGUGCUGAUCCUUUGUCUUCUUCCUUUGCCGUUAAGUCGUGUAUAAAGUUGCUCUCGUUACUUUUCGGGAUUCAGAUUCACGCGAGGAUUUUUAUAUAUGGGCAUCAAGCGGAUAGUCUAUUGCUCACUUCCAUGAUGGACCUGUAUUCUCACUGUGGCAAACCUGAGGAAGCGUGCAAAUUGUUCGAUGAAGUUCCUCAAAAAGAUGUCGUUGCUUGGAACGUUUUGAUUUCUUGUUUAACUCGCAAUAAACGAACAAGGGAUGCUUUGGGUCUGUUUGAGAUCAUGCAGAGUCCAACGUAUCUCUGCCAACCUGAUAAAGUUACUUGUUUACUCCUCCUCCAAGCCUGUGCAGACUUGAAUGCAUUGGAGUUCGGUGAAAGGAUUCAUGGUUAUAUUCAACAACACUGUUAUAAUACCGAGAGUAAUUUGUGUAAUUCGCUGAUAUCAAUGUAUUCGCGGUGUGGGCGUGUGGAUAAGGCUUAUGAGGUGUUUGAUAAAAUGCCAGAGAAGAAUGUUGUUUCAUGGAGUGCGAUGAUUUCCGGGUUAUCGAUGAAUGGGCACGGGAGAGAAGCAAUUGAAGCAUUUUGGGAGAUGCAAAAGAAUGGUGUCGAGCCUGAUGAUCAUACUUUCACUGCUGUUCUUUCUGCUUGUAGCCACUGUGGCCUGGUUGAUGAAGGAAUGGCAUUUUUUGAUCGUAUGAGACAGGAGCUCAUGAUAGCUCCCAACGUCCAUCACUAUGGAUGUAUAGUUGAUCUCUUGGGUCGUGCUGGAAUGCUCGAUCAAGCCUAUGAGCUCAUAAUGUCAAUGAAGGUAAGACCAGAUGCGACAAUGUGGAGAACCCUUCUUGGAGCUUGCAGAAUUCACGGUCAUGCAAACCUUGGGGAGCGCAUAGUUGAACACUUGAUUGAACUUAAAUCUCAAGAAGCAGGAGAUUAUGUAUUGUUGCUCAACAUUUAUUCUUCGGCUGGCAAAUGGGACAAGGUAACUGAAUUGAGGAAACUUAUGAAAGAGAAGGGUAUUUAUACCACACCUUGCUGCACCACAAUAGAACUGAACGGGGUGGUGCAUGAGUUUGCUGUGGAUGAUAUUUCACAUCCUAUGAAAGACAAGAUCUACAAGCAGUUGGAUGAGAUCAACAAGCAGCUAAAAAUUGCAGGUUAUGAAGCUGAAAUGUCAUCUGAAUUACAUAGAUUAAAGCCAGAAGAUAAAGGGUAUGCACUUUCUAACCAUAGUGAGAAAUUGGCCAUAGCCUUUGGGGUUCUUGCCACUCCACCGGGAAGAACCAUCAGAGUCGCAAAUAACAUUCGUACUUGCAUGGAUUGUCAUAACUUUGCUAAGUACAUCUCAAGUGUUUAUAACCGAAAAGUGGUUCUUAGAGACCGAAGUCGGUUCCAUCAUUUCCAAGAGGGUCGGUGUUCCUGCAACGAUUUUUGGUAAUGACCGGUGUCUUUUGAACACCAUAAAGUCUCAGAAUGUGCCAUGAGCAGUUUCUGAAGUUGGGUGGCGAGAGUUUGAUAUUACGCCGAAUUAACAUGAGAGUAGAAAUGAGAUUUUAGGCUUCCAGGAUAUACGUAGCAAGCAGUACAAAAAGAGAGCUCACAAGCUUCUGUAAAAGCUAAUCAAGCAAUCCAAAUCAUAAAUCAACCACAUUUUGUUGCACUACAGAAAGACGUCAAAGUGAA
Cucumis melo (muskmelon) is the source of this 2105-nucleotide messenger RNA. RefSeq names its product pentatricopeptide repeat-containing protein At3g47530. NCBI's taxonomy places the organism in Eukaryota, Viridiplantae, Streptophyta, Magnoliopsida, Cucurbitales, Cucurbitaceae. Bases 103 to 1860 code for a protein of 585 amino acids. The transcript has 2 exons. Gene Ontology annotation, molecular function: RNA binding; zinc ion binding; protein binding. The record is from RefSeq and is a predicted model, not a curated record. Gene Ontology annotation, biological process: RNA modification.